UCCUAUCUUCUCCUACCAAAAUGUCAAUAACUAAAUCUUCUCCUCCACAAAAAUUAAAUCCCCGAAAGACAAAUUAAUUACCGAAAUGCCAUGGCCGGCCUUCCUGGCGGCGGCGGCGAAGCUCGUCGUUCUUGCGGCGGCCGCCGCGACGGCGGCCAACGCGGCAUCCUAUGCGCGGUUCCGCCGCCGGAACCUUCGCCGCAUCCCCAACCCCAUCGACGACUCCGCCGACCCCAUCGCCGACUUCCGCGCCCUCCCCUCCUCCUCCUCCUCCGCCGCCGCCUCAGAAGAUGACGAUUUCUUCUUCGGGUUAGCGACGGCGCCUGCACAUGUUGAAGACAGGCUGGACGAUGCCUGGCUUCAGUUUGCGCAAGAGCAUUCGGGCGGUGAUAAUGACUCCGUGCCAAACCAGAUGCCAGCCAACGCAGUGGUGGCCUCUGCUGGUGGCGAUGGAGGAUCUCAGCCCUCAUCUAGGCCAAGAGGGGACGAAAAGGGUAACGAUGGAGAUCAAAGGAAGCCUAUUAGGGUAGCCAUGGAGGCUAUGCUUAGGGGUUUUGAAAAGUUUUCUGAGAGUGCGGAAUCUAGCGACACUGAUAGUGGCAGCCGCAAAGUUGCUGCUUGGCACAAUGUUCCAUGCCCGCAAGAGAGGCUUAAAUUUUGGUCCGAUCCUGAUACUGAGUUGAAACUUGCUAAAGAAACCGGGGUUAGUGUUUUCCGCAUGGGUGUAGACUGGACGAGGAUAAUGCCCAAGGAACCAACUGAAGACUUCAACAACUCCGUUAAUUUUGCAGCACUUGAGCGGUACAGAUGGAUAAUUCAAAGAGUUCAUGAGCAUGGGAUGAAAGUAAUGCUUACUCUAUUUCAUCACUCGCUUCCACCUUGGGCUGGGGAAUAUGGGGGGUGGAAGAUGGAAAAAACUGUUAAUUAUUUCAUGGAUUUUGUAAGGCUUGUUGUUGAUCGGGUGUCAGACUUAGUGGACUACUGGGUGGUUUUCAAUGAACCACAUGUGUUUGUGAUGCUAACUUAUUGUGCUGGUGCUUGGCCUGGUGGAGAUCCUAAUGCAAUUGAAGUAGCAACAUCUGCUUUGCCAACUGGUGUAUAUAAUCAAGCUUUGCAUUGGAUGGCUGUUGCGCAUGCUGAAGCCUAUGACUACAUUCAUUCAGAAAGCAAGAAUGCAAUGAUGCCAAUAGUUGGUUGUUCACAUAAUGUAUCGUUUACACGACCAUAUGGUCUAUUUGAUGUUGCGGCUGUCACAAUAGCUAACUCAAUGACCCUAUUCCCUUACGUCGAUAGCAUUUGUGAUAAAUUGGACUUUAUUGGCAUCAACUACUAUGGGCAGGAGGUAAUAUCAGGACCUGGUCUAAAACUUGUCGAUAGUGAUGAGUACAGUGAAUCUGGUCGUGGAGUUUAUCCCGAUGGGUUAUUCCGCCUCCUACUUAAGUUCAAUGAGAGAUACAAGAGCUUAAAUAUACCUUUUAUCAUCACUGAAAAUGGAGUUUCUGAUGAGACUGAUCUGAUUCGUAAGCCAUAUAUACUUGAGCACCUAUUAGCCAUAUAUGCAGCCAUGUUAAUGGGUGUACGUGUGCUUGGCUAUCUAUUCUGGACAACAUCGGAUAAUUGGGAGUGGGCUGAUGGCUAUGGUCCAAAGUUUGGGCUUGUUGCUGUUGACCGUGCAAAUAACCUAGCACGGAAACCUCGCCCUUCAUACUAUUUAUUCUCCAAGGUUGUUGCAACUGGAAAAAUUACGGGACAGGACAGAAUGUCUGCUUGGAGGGACCUGCAAGAAGCUGCAGUUCAGAAGAAAACACGUCCAUUUUUCAGGGAAGUAGAUAAACAUGGUCGGAUGUAUGCAGGAGGUCUAGAUCGGCCUAUUCAGCGAAGUUUUGUAUUGCGGGACUGGCGAUUUGGCCACUAUGAAAUGGAAGGCUUACAGGAUCCUUUGAGCCGCCUUGUAAGAUGUGUAAUUAGACCAUUUGGACGCAAGAAGAAGAUUCACUACAUUGAGGACGAUGCAAUUUCUUACUCUAUGUCUCCUUAAGACCUGCUACUGUAGUUGCUACUCAAGUUCAAUUUCUUUGGUUGCAACAUAAAGCGACAUCAAGUUUUGGAUAAUCAUCCUCUAGAUGAAGCACAUAGGAAGUUAUGGAAAUGGAAGCUUCACCUUUUGCAGUUUAAUGUACAUGGUUAUAUAGGGUUUCACCGUAGUAGGACCUAGUAAGUACCUUGUAAUUGCCCUGUGCUUUUAGUUUGUUCUUAUCUCAUUUAGAAUUUAUAAACAAGUUAUUCUUGAUGCA
This is a messenger RNA of Lolium perenne, 2294 nucleotides long. Its product is annotated as beta-glucosidase-like SFR2, chloroplastic. Gene Ontology annotation, molecular function: beta-glucosidase activity. NCBI's taxonomy places the organism in Eukaryota, Viridiplantae, Streptophyta, Magnoliopsida, Poales, Poaceae. The record is from RefSeq and is a predicted model, not a curated record. Gene Ontology annotation, biological process: carbohydrate metabolic process.